Trichoderma gamsii is the source of this 804-nucleotide messenger RNA. RefSeq names its product short chain dehydrogenase. NCBI's taxonomy places the organism in Eukaryota, Fungi, Ascomycota, Sordariomycetes, Hypocreales, Hypocreaceae. The record is from RefSeq and is a predicted model, not a curated record. The transcript has 3 exons. Bases 1 to 804 code for a protein of 267 amino acids.
AUGGCAAGUCCUGUUGCUCUCAUUACUGCUGGCAGUGCUGGCCUCGGAGCCGCCACUGCAAAGGCUUUUGCAGCUAUGGGCCUGCGAGUUGCCAUAAACUACUCGUCUAAUGAAUCUCGAGCCAAUUCACUUGUCUCUGAGUUAGAAAGCACUUCAUCGACAGCUUUCGGACAAUGGGCCAACGGGAGGGUUGAGACUGGUAAUGGCAAAAGAUUCAUUGCUAUUCGAGCUGAUGUCUCCUCUCGCCCUGAAGUUGAUAAACUGAUAUCAACUACAAUCCAAGAACUAGGCCGAUUGGACAUUGUGUUUUCGAAUCAUGGGUGGACAAAGCUAACAAAUUUCUCAAAUCUGUCAGAGAAUGUGAAUGAGGAAGAUUGGGAUAAAUGCUGGAACAUGAACGUCAAAAGUCAUUUGUGGCUGUUUAACUCUGCAAAGGGUCAUCUAGAACAGAGUCCUAUGAGAGGGGGUGGCUGCUUUAUCACUACCAGUUCUGUCGCUGGAGUUGGCGUAAUGGGGAGCAGCUUGGCUUAUGCUGUUACAAAAUCAGCCCAGAUUCAUUUAGCCAAGUGCCUUGCCUCUAUUUCUGGCGCCAGCAACAUUCGAGUAAAUUCUGUCUCGCCAGGAAUGAUGAUGACAGAAUGGUCGUCAUCAUUCCCCGAAAGCAAGCGCAACGCUGCUAUUAAAAAGACCAAGCUAGGUCGAUUGACCGAGGUUGAAGACGUUGCAGAGCAGGUGUGUUCAUUUGUGAGAAACUCAAGUAUCACAGGGGCCAAUGCUGUGAUUGACUGCGGGUCUAUCCUCUAG